AUGCGACUCCGGAUACGUAGCAUUAUACCCCGCCGGAGCGUGCGAUUCCGCUCCUAUGUAGCCGUACCAUCGCCGGAAAUUUCGGCUAGUUUUUCACGCUCCAAGCUUUGUGCUACCGUUUCUCUAGCAGACCACCCGAAUCCGAAUGUGUCCUGCUUCCAGCAAAAGGGGUUCUCCCAAAUCAAGAGAGAAGUGACUGGCAAAGCGUUGCAUGCGCUUUGCAUCAAGGGUUUAAUCAAUCUGGGUGGGUUUUACAACAACACUUUGAUUAAUAUGUACUCCAGGUUUGGUCACAUUGGCCACGCUCGCUAUGUGUUCGAUUCAAUGCCUGAGAGAAAUGAGUCGUCAUGGAAUAACCUGAUGUCUGGAUAUGUUCGGGUGGGGAUUACUUCGCUUGUGCAUUUCUAUGGAACGUAUGGCCUGGCCAGUAACGCCAUGCGGCUGUUUGAAGAGAUGCCUGAUAAGAAUGUGGUCUCUUGGACAGCAUUGAUGGUUGCAUUUACAGAUCACGGGGAUCCCGUGGCAGUGAUGAAACUUUACCUGCGAAUGAGGAAUGAAGGAGUGGGUUGCAACAGCAACACAUUGGCCUCUGUGAUUAGCUCUUGUGGAUCACUUGAGGAUGAAAUGCUGGGUCUUCAGGUUCUUGGACAUAUCAUGAAGGCUGGACUGGAAACUGAUGCUUCUGUAGCAAACUCUCUCAUAUCGAUGUUUGGAAAUUAUGGGAGAGUACAAGAGGCUAGUUAUAUCUUUGGCUGCAUGAAUGAGCGUGACACAAUCUCAUGGAACUCGAUUAUCACAGUGAAUGUACAUAAUAGUUGCCAUGAAGCGUCACUGACAUAUUUUAAUUGGAUGCGUCAUGAGCAUGGAAAGUUAAAUUAUACUACUCUUUCAGCUUUGUUAUCUGGAUGUGGCUCAGCUGACUAUUUAGAGUAUGGACGAGGAAUUCAUUGUUUGGCUACUAAAAUGGGGCUGGAUUUACAUGUUUUUGUGGGGAACAGCCUUAUAGGUAUGUAUUCUGCCGCCAGCAUUCCUGAAGAUGCAGGAAAAGUAUUUUCCAGUAUGGGACACAGGGAUUUGAUUUCAUGGAAUUCUAUAAUGGUCUGCUAUGCUGAGAACAGGAAGUGCACUGACGCCUUGAAGAUAUUUAACCAUAUUUGUUACGGAAUAAAGGUAAUUGACCAUGUUACGUUUACAAUUGCGAUUGGUGCUUGUGCUGAUCCAGAGUUUGUUAGUUUAGGCAAGGUGCUUCAUGGCAUUACAAUCCUUACAGGCUUAGAUGAAAACGUGAUAGUUGGCAAUUCACUGGUCACCUUGUAUUGCAAGUCUGGUUUGAUGACUGAGGCAAGAAAGGUAUUUCAAACAUUGCCUAGGAGGGAUGAAGUGACUUGGAAUGCACUCAUUGGAGGUCAUGCGGACAAUGAAGAAGCGGAAAAAGCUAUUGAAGCUUUUAAACUGAUGAGAGAACAGAGUAUGGGCAUAUCCUACAUAACUAUCGCCAAUGUUCUAGGUGCUUGCACGACUGCUAUUGAUCUAUUGGAACACGGGAUGUCCAUUCAUUCCUAUAUAGUUCAGAAAGGGUUCGGAUCAGAUGAAUAUGUUCAAAGCUCUCUUAUUUCAAUGUAUGCCAAGUGUGGUGAUAUCGACUCGAGUUGUCGUAUCUUUGAUGCAAUACCUAACAAGAAGAAUGCUGCAUGGAAUGCUCUUAUAGCAGCAAGUGCUAAACAUGGGUAUGCUGAAGAAGCUUUGAAACUUCUUAUCAACAUGAAACGCGAUGGAAUAAGAUUGGAUCAGUUUGGCAUAUCUGAAUGUCUUGCUGCUACUGCACAGCUGGCGGUAUUGGAAGAAGGCCAGCAGCUUCAUGGUUUGGCAGUCAAACUGGGUCUGGACUCUGACCCUUUUGUUGCAAAUGCAACUAUGGACAUGUAUGGAAAAUGUGGAGAAAUAGAGGAUGCACUAAGAACUAUUGGUCAACCUAUCGAUAGGUCAAGGUUAUCUUGGAAUAUAUUGAUAUCAUCGUUUGCGAAGCAUGGGCACUUUGAGAAGGCCAUCAAAACCUUUCAUGAAAUGCAAGAGCUCGGAGUAAAACCAGAUCAAGUCACUUUUGUUUCACUUCUUUCUGCAUGCAGCCAUGGGGGGCUUGUGGAAGAAGGUCUAAGGUACUACUAUUCGAUGACAAAGGAGUUCAAUAUUCCCCCAAGAAUUGCUCAUUGUGUCUGCAUGAUUGACCUCCUUGGAAGAUCUGGGAGGCUUACUGAAGCUGAAACUUUCAUCAAGGAAAUGCCAAUUCCACCAUCGGACUUCGUUUGGAGGAGUCUGUUGGCAGCAUGCAAGGUCCAUGGGAACCCGGAACUCGGGAGAAAAGCUGCUGAAAAUCUCAUAGCCUUAGACCCAUCGGACGAUUCAGCAUACGUUCUUUAUUCGAACGUUUGUUCAACAAGUGGCAGAUGGGGUGAUGCAGAGAAUGUAAGGAGUCAGAUGGGAUCACGAAAAGUGCAGAAGCAGCCGGCCUGCAGUUGGGUUAAGUUGAAGAACCAGGUGAGUUCAUUUGGAGUUGGUGAUAACUCCCACCCUCAGUCGCCUGAGAUAUACAAGAAGCUGGAUGAGCUGAAGAAGAGGAUAAUAGAAGCUGGGUAUGUCCCUGAUACAAGCUAUGCAUUGCAAGAUACGGAUGAAGAACAAAAAGAGCAUAAUUUGUGGAACCAUAGUGAAAGAUUGGCGCUUGCAUUUGCCUUGAUCAAUACUCCCGAGGGUUCGACUCUCAAAGUUUUCAAGAACCUUCGUGUUUGUGGGGAUUGCCAUUCUGUUUUCAAAUUUGUGAGUGGGAUUCUUGGGCGGAAAAUUAUACUGCGGGAUGCUUUUCGCUUUCAUCACUUUGCUGGUGGGAACUGUUCUUGCUCUGACUACUGGUGA
Messenger RNA from Linum tenue, 2910 nucleotides. Lineage: Eukaryota; Viridiplantae; Streptophyta; Magnoliopsida; Malpighiales; Linaceae. The record is from the annotation of a GenBank genome assembly.